GGUUGAAGGUCUGGAUUUGGCUGUAAGACAUAAACUCUGAAGCAAUAGACGCGCACACGCCGUCCAUGGAGAAAGCAGUCCACAUGAUAUGUACAGGACAAUGUUACAGUGGGCCUCUCCUACACCUCCCACAUCUCCCACAUUUCCCACAUUGCCCACACCACACGCAUUUCUCAAUACCUCAUGCAUUUCCCACAUGUCCCACAUGUCCCACAUUUCCCACAUCUCCCACAUUUUCCCAUAUUUUCCACAUUUCCCACCUCACAUGCAUUUCCCACCUCAUAUGCAUUUCCCACCUCACAUGCAUUUCCCACCUCACAUGCAUUUCCCACCUCACAUGCAUUUCCCACCUCACAUGCAUUUCCCACCUCACAUGCAUUCCUACAUCUCGCGCAUUCCCCUCGUCUCACGCAUGUCCUACAUCGCACGCACGUCCUACAUCUCGCAUAUCUCACACAUUGCACGCAUAUUCUACAUCUCCCACACUUUCACCUCUCCCAUCUCCAUCAGGAUUACGCGGAAAAGCCCGUUCCUUCACAUUACUGCAGCGCGUGGUCGUUUCGCUCGGCGUGCCGCCCGAAGGCAAAAGCGACUGGACUUGGCGCAACGAUCACAGCUCGCGCGAUCGCCGUGGCUGGAAACGCACGCCUUCUUGGCGCGGCGGCAUCCGGUGCAGGGUUUUGGGUUACGCAGACGGAGGUUAGCAGGCGUUGGUGUUGUUGGGGGCGAUGAGCGAAGUGGUGGUGUUGUGAACGGGGAAGCGAGGCGCAGUUGGGGUAGGUAGACGGCGGGAGUCGUUGUUGGAUCAGAAGCUGCAGUGUAUAUGUUGGUGUCGGUGGCGGUAGCGGUGGCGGUGGCGGUGGCAGAGGUGGAUUCUGAUGUUGGUGAGAGGGAGAGUGAGGUCGUCGAAGAUGGAGGGGAGGGCUGGAGGUGGGUGGAAGCGUGCAGUACGUCCAUGUAGCAACCGCGGAUAUAGGCGCGGAACUGCGGAACGACGACCAAUCAGCGUCACGUCAUGCUACUGUGUACGUUAUCGGCAGGUUGCGGGGUGCAUCUAUGUAGUAAAGCCAAGCAUCGGCACGUACCAU
Baudoinia panamericana UAMH 10762 is the source of this 1088-nucleotide messenger RNA. RefSeq lists its product as uncharacterized. Lineage: Eukaryota; Fungi; Ascomycota; Dothideomycetes; Mycosphaerellales; Teratosphaeriaceae. The record is from RefSeq and is a predicted model, not a curated record. The transcript has a single exon. Bases 89 to 784 code for a protein of 231 amino acids.